AUGUCUCGACGCCCUACUCCGGGCCAAGCCGCCCAAAACUCGCAGACCAUCAAGGGUUUGCUGAAACUGGAACACAACAAGAUCUGUGCCGACUGUAAACGGAACAAGCAUCCGCGAUGGGCUUCCUGGAACUUGGGUGUGUUUGUUUGCAUUCGGUGCUCCGGAAUCCACAGGGGUAUGGGAACGCAUAUCAGUCGAGUCAAGUCCGUGGAUCUCGAUGCCUGGACCGAUGAGCAGCUUCAGAGUGUGAUCAAAUGGGGAAACUCGAGGGCGAACAAGUACUGGGAAGCCAAGUUGGCACCGGGCCACGCUCCCUCGGAAUCGAAAAUUGAGAACUUCAUUCGGACAAAGUACGAGAGCAAGCGAUGGGUGAUGGACGGCGGUUUACCAGAUCCCUCCACCCUGGAUGAUGGCGACGACGAUGUGCCUCUCGCCGUGGUACAAGAGAAAGCCAAGAUUGAACGUUCCGCUUCGCAACGAGUCGCCGCUCCUAGCCAGCCUCCGGUACACCGUCAACAAGCCUCAAUUGACUUGUUCGGCGAUGAUAUCUCUCCUCCUACCCGGCCAAGCACGACCGAUCCUACUCCGCGUGCGCCCCCGAGACAGGUACAGCCUGCGCCGGUCAAGACACACAAGCCUAAUGAUUCACUACUGGGCCUGGACUUCUUCGGCAGCACCCAGCCGUCUGCCGGCAGUCGCCCAACUAGCACGGCAUCCACACCGGCCGCUCCCAGCGGAAUGUCUCGUCCCGAUCUCAAACAAUCAAUUCUAUCUUUGUACGCGAAGCCACAACCUGCACCCGUGCAGCAUGAGCGAACGAACUCAUUUGGUGACAUGGCCUCUCCCCCGGCGCCAUCCGGUCACUCCAACAUGGGUGGCUUGACCGAUGCCUUCAGUGGGCUGAGCUUCCCGACUACUACUUCUCCUCCGCCUCCUAGGUCCGCCGAGAAGCCCUCGCCAUUCGCCAACCUUACAUCUUUCGCCAAGUCCACCCCCGCUGCCCCGAAGGUCACAUCUCCUUCCGGGUCCGCCAGCGGCGACCUCUUCGAUAGCCUCACCUCUCCAACAAUGUCUGCCCCGAAGCCCCAAUCCCGCACGACCUCGGUUUCCUCGAACGGCCAGGACUGGGGAUUUGGUGGAUUUGCUUCUCCCCCUCCAACCGCUAAGCCAAACCCUCCAUCGUCAUCUCUCUCAAAUGACUUGUUCGGUCUUUCUUCGCCUCCUCCCGUCUCUGCCUCUACGAUGUCGCCUCCGAAGCCCACUGCAACCUCUCCCCAGCAGGAAAUGAAAUCUGCAUUUAAUAUCUCCAGUCCCCCGCUGCAGCCCCCUGCGCCUCCCAAGGCGCCAGCCACUACUGCCGCCAACGCUGCCGCUGCCAACAUGAUGUCGGGCAGCCUUGAUCCCUGGGGUGGUAAUGCAUGGAGCACACCUGACCGUGCCCCAUCUCCCGCAGCUGCUGCUCCAUCCAUUGCUUCCACGAUGAAGGUUCCUGACACCCUGACUCCCAACGACCUUGGAAAUGGAUGGGGCGCACCAACCCCUGCGGCAAAGCCCGCGCCCACUGUCGCAGCUGACGAAGACUUCGGCGGCUGGGCCAGCGCUGCUCCAGUCUCCAACCCUACCCCAUCAAGCACCAACACUUCCAAGCCCGCCGGAGGGUUCGGAGGAUCAGACGACCUCUUCUCUAAUGUUUGGGAGUAG
Messenger RNA from Penicillium antarcticum, 1701 nucleotides. RefSeq lists its product as uncharacterized. The coding region runs from base 1 to 1701 and encodes 566 amino acids. Gene Ontology annotation, molecular function: GTPase activator activity; metal ion binding. Gene Ontology annotation, biological process: endoplasmic reticulum to Golgi vesicle-mediated transport; intra-Golgi vesicle-mediated transport; endocytosis. NCBI's taxonomy places the organism in Eukaryota, Fungi, Ascomycota, Eurotiomycetes, Eurotiales, Aspergillaceae. The transcript is spliced from 5 exons. The record is from RefSeq and is a predicted model, not a curated record. Gene Ontology annotation, cellular component: Golgi apparatus.